UCCUCACUAACCUCCUAACUAACCUCACUAUCCUCUGCUUUCCAAUAUCGAUCCUCAGCAGUUCGCUGGAGGUCUUCACAGUACACGUUCAUAUACAGAUAUACAGGAGUUGGAGAUGAGCACCUAUUCCCGGCGGGAAGAGAUUCCUCCUGGAUACGGAGCUGGACAUAGUCAGGUUCCUCCUAGAUAUGAUGGACGGGGAGACUCUCCUCCAGUAUACGGAGGUGUUCAUUAUCCGUCCUUUCCUAUCCUAGAUCCUACCAGAGUUCGUGGACUAGCUCCAGGACUUGUAGAUCCUAGACUAGUAGAUCCUCGGCUAGUAGAUCCCCGACUUGUAGAUCCUCGACUUGUAGAUCCUCGACUUGUAGAUCCUCGACUACUUGGAGGAGGACGUGGACAGCCUCCAGUUCGACCUCGUAGUGCUCGACGACGACAAGUAGAAGAGGUCGAAGACAACGAGGCUGAUGGUGGAUAUGGAUUUGGUAGAGGGAAAACUAUAGUUGUCUUUGCUAUAAUGGUUGGUUGCUUUGCUGUUCUCUGGCCUAAAAUAUUCUAUCCUAUGCUGUUUGGAGGAACACCAGCAGAUAAUGCUAUCUAUGAUGAAGCUCUAGCGAGGUUGCCGUGUUGUUUACAAAGUAGUUCAUCUUUACACCACAAGAUGGAGUUAAACGCAAGAUCAAAUAUUCUUCUCAAAAAAGAGUUUCAAGAGCGUCCUGGUCCCGGGUUUCCUAAAUCUGGUCCUAUCCACGCCGCUAUGCAGGAGAGAGGUAGACUAGGAGCUCAUCCUGGUACCGGUCCAACGGCGGGCAUACCGCCGCCACCGCCGGUCAGAACCGUCGAGAAGGAAUGGAGAGAUAGGGGUGGACCCAUGCCUGGUAUGAGACCAAAUAUGCCAGGGCUAGGUGUACAAGCACAACAACCUAAGGGUGGAGGAUCUAUGGGCGUGAUAAUGCCUAUUUACACUGUAGGAAUCAUCAUUUUCUUCAUGUAUACAACAAUGAAGAUAAUGUUCAAGAAUAAGAAUGAGGAUGAGGAUGAAGAAGAGGAGAGUACUGAACCUAAUCCUAAACUGCAUGAGGAACCAUAUUCCAACUCUAGGUAUCCUGAGAACGGUCGUUUACCUUCUUAUCCUGUUCCAGACCAACCUCCUCCCUAUCCAUACCCUACUAAUGGUUCACCUCUGGGUAGUCCUCCAGGUUAUACUCCUGGAGUACCUGAAGUACCCGGAGUAACUGAACCAACCGGAGUUCCGGGACUGGAUCGGAAGAAGAGGGUUGAGUUCGCAGAACCGCUAAUCCAAGAUGAAGAGACGGUACCCGGAGCUAAAACUGAACCUGAACCUAAGAUAAAGGAACCUGUAUCUAGUAAAGGAUCCAAGGAAGGAUAUAUUGGUUCCAUAUUUCCCAGAUUAACAGGAUCUUCGCAAACACCGGAGGUGGAUCCAAGAGAUCUUGAGAUCAGUCUCCUGAAGAAGAGGUUAGAAGAGACAGAGAAGGCGAUGGAGAGAAUAGUUCUCCAGAUGGGAGCUGUUACUAGCAGACUGUCUCCUCUCAUCCUGGCUCAGGCUAUGGAGGGACCCGGAGCCCAGUCUGGUUUUGGACAUCAAUGCAUUCAUUCUCAUCAUGUAGGAACUAAUUCCGAAAAACUAGAAGCUAAAGCUGAGUAUGUAGAAAGAGUAGAUCCUGUUGAUCCUGAAAAUAUUACCAAACCUGAAGAAAACCUCAUCAAUGAUAUUACUGAAGAUAAACUAGAACUGAAAGAACAUGAAACUGUAGAUAAGAAAGGCAAGGAUUCUAAGAAGAUUAAUGAUGAAGUUGAAGAUUCAGAUGAUAAUACUAAUGUUGUGAAUUCUAAUUCUGAAUCAAGUUCAGAUUCGGACGAUAAACUGAAAAAUAACAAUGAGAAAGAUAAAAUGCUGAAAGAGGUUGAAGAUAGUGAUUAAAAAUGCUCUUAAAGGGACUAUCCACGAUAUUUUUAAGUGACCCUCUAUUAACUGAGUGGCAUGUCCGAAUCCCAAUAUAUACCCUUUAAAGUCUUUUUCAGACCAGAGCAAGAUCUGUCCAUCAUUUUCUAUUUGAAUUUUUUUUUUUUUUUUUUUCUAUCGUGGGUUCUCUUGAAUAGUGACUUGCGCAUUUCUGCUUCAGACACACUAGAAGAUAUUGCCAAAAUUUAACACUUUUUAAGCUGAAAGAAAAACGACGUGUCUUCAAGAUAAUUGGUGAAGGGGUGCUGUUGUGAGUCGGGCAUGCUUCUAAUUUUUUAAAUGGAAAGUCACCUAGAGCAUACGAUGCCAUUGCCUUUAAUUUAAGUUAACCAAUUAGUCCCAAUAAUGUUGUUUUCAACCUAUAAAAUAAUCUUAUUAAAAUUUAUCUAAUUUAUAGAAUUAAAGGAGCUGUUAUUUAAAUAAGGUAUUAUUAAUAGCAGACGAUAUAUUAGCCGUAAAAAAAAAACCUUUAAAUGGUUGAAAACAACGUUGGCGUUGAUAAUUUAAAAGAUAAAAUACAGUAAUCGCCAGCAUAAAGGGAAACUGAAAGACGACUUAAAUAUCGAUCUAUGUUGUGUUAACUGUUUUCCUAAUUUCAAGUGACCCAUACGUUGAUAGAGUGUCAUGUACGAUUCCCAACAGGUACCCUUACACGUUUUGUAUGAUUAAGUAUGAAUUAGAUAUUUAUUUUUAAUGGAUUAUUCCAAUUUGCAUAGUUUCCCUACAAAAGUGAGUCGCGCAUUUCUUGCUGCAAAAAAAUGGAAAAUUUUCAGAAUUAAACACUGUCCAAGCCAAAAACAAGAGAACGACUAGUAUUCCCCAUUAUUGAUUCAGAUUAAGGUUUCAAGGGUACCGUUGUGAAUUGCACAUUCUCUCUGAAGAUGAAGGGUUCACUACUUUAAAUUCGAGAAACAAUUUCUUUGGUUUGAAAGUCGUAUUUUUAUUCCACAGAAAAUUGUUAUACAUGAGAAUUGUCGAAAAAUUUUAAAAUUGACAAAACUUGACCUAGAACCCUAGAAUAUAUGCAAUACACCUUGUAAGACCGGGAUAUUAAAAACCUGAUAAUUAUUUUUAUUUUAUAUAGUCUUGCCUUUCAUAUAUUUACCUUGUCGUGUUUUAUUUAUUUUGACCUUUUUGUAUAAAAAUAUAGAAUACAACCUU
Eurytemora carolleeae is the source of this 3145-nucleotide messenger RNA. RefSeq lists its product as uncharacterized. The record is from RefSeq and is a predicted model, not a curated record. Gene Ontology annotation, biological process: synaptic transmission, cholinergic; protein localization to cell surface. The coding region runs from base 116 to 1942 and encodes 608 amino acids. NCBI's taxonomy places the organism in Eukaryota, Metazoa, Arthropoda, Copepoda, Calanoida, Temoridae. The transcript is spliced from 12 exons. Gene Ontology annotation, cellular component: intracellular membrane-bounded organelle; neuronal cell body; neuron projection.